AUGGAGAGUAGUUGUGAAGAAUCAAGUGCAAUAGUAGCCACAUUUUCAAGAAAAGAUAAGAGGAUGACUCAAAAUGUGUCUAAAAGGCAAAAAAGAAGGAGAGAAAGUGGCUAUAUUGUUAAUAAUAAUAAUGAAGAAGAAGAAGAAGUGGAAGAAAAGAUCUUGGCAUUGCAAAAAAUAGUACCAGGAGGAGAAACACUUGGAGUUGAUAUGCUAUUUGAAGAAACUGCUGGCUAUAUUUUGCAAUUGCAAUGUCAAGUUAAAGCACUCAAAGUUCUUGCUAGCUUUGUUGAAGGAAAUGACAAACAAAGGAUGAAGCUUGGAGGUUAAAAUUGUCUUUU
Molecule: messenger RNA, 341 nt
Organism: Solanum verrucosum
Lineage: Eukaryota; Viridiplantae; Streptophyta; Magnoliopsida; Solanales; Solanaceae
Product: transcription factor PAR1
Exons: 1
Coding region: 1-330 (109 amino acids)
Biological process (GO): regulation of DNA-templated transcription
Source: RefSeq, a predicted model, not a curated record